GGGGGCGAGCCAGGCAGAGCUGAUCCCACGUGUGACGCUCGCAUUCCCGGCUCAGUAAUAUUCUCUAUAGCGGGGCUACGGGUAGCGUUCGCUCUCAGUGUGUUUGUUAUAGUUACUGGCCAUAGUUGGGUUAGCAAUGGAGGGAGACGGGAGCCAAGCCACAUCUGGAAGCCCAAACGAUUCGCAACACGACCCGGGCAAAAUGUUUAUCGGUGGCCUCAGCUGGCAAACUUCACCAGACAGCCUUAGAGACUAUUUUAGUAAAUUUGGAGAGAUCAGAGAAUGUAUGGUGAUGAGGGAUCCCACGACAAAACGAUCCAGGGGAUUUGGCUUUGUUACGUUUGCAGAUGCAGCCAGUGUAGAUAAGGUCUUAGCUCAACCUCACCACGAAUUAGACUCAAAGACGAUUGAUCCUAAAGUUGCCUUUCCGAGACGCGCUCAACCCAAGAUGGUCACGAGAACAAAGAAAAUAUUUGUAGGCGGAUUAUCAGCUAACACAGUAGUUGAAGAUGUGAAGCAGUAUUUCGAACAGUUUGGCAAGGUAGAAGAUGCUAUGCUUAUGUUUGAUAAAACUACAAAUAGACAUAGAGGAUUCGGCUUUGUAACUUUCGAGAACGAGGACGUGGUGGAAAAGGUCUGCGAGAUUCAUUUUCACGAAAUCAAUAAUAAAAUGGUAGAAUGUAAGAAGGCCCAGCCGAAGGAAGUGAUGUUUCCUCCAGGGACGCGGGGUAGAGCCAGAGGUCUGCCCUACACCAUGGACGCCUUCAUGUUGGGAAUGGGCAUGCUGAGUUAUCCAAACAUUGUAGCAACGUAUGGCCGUGGAUACACUGGUUUCGCUCCGAGCUACAGCUACCAAUUCCCUGGUUUCCCGGCAACGGCAUAUGGUCCGGUGGCGGCAGCAGUGGCAGCAGCGCGUGGCUCAGGUAGGGGGGCCCGUGGAAGAGGCGGCUACGCAGCAUACCCUCAGAGCACAGGGCCAGGCUUCCCCGAUUACGGUUUCUAUUCCUCGCCAAGCGACCAACGGGCACCCCCCUUCUCCUUUGCGGACUAUGGCUCCCUGGGUCCCCAGGCGGCUCAGCUGCUGCAAAGCGAGCAUGCCACAUCAGCCUGCAACUCCCCUCUCCAGCACCUGGCCAGCCCGGAUCAGUAUAAGAGCCCAGGCACCAAUCCGCCCCGGCCUGGAGCUUUUCCUGGAGCCAGCAGCCCCGGGCCUGUGGCUGACCUGUACGGCCCCACCAGCCAGGACUCCGGCGUGGGCAACUACAUUAGCGCUGCUAGUCCCCAGCCCGGCUCUGGCUUUGGACACAGCAUUGCUGGUCCUUUGAUUGCGACAGCUUUUACAAAUGGAUACCAUUGAAACCUAACAGGUGGUUGGUUGCCAUCUCAAUUGAGCAGAGUUUAUCAGGAGGCCCGGGGAAGACUGGUCGGAGUUUCUAAUUGGUUCUGUGUACAGGUAAAGGCCCUUAAACUUCAAGCACUACAGCGCUGAACGGGAUGCUGAAGCUGAGAUGAUCCACGCGAUGAACAAAUGAAACAUCUCGGAAAGAAAAAAGAAAAACUACGAAAAAAAUCUACGAAACAAUCUGCUGUACUAUUACUGAAAACUGGCUUUUGAAUAUUUUAUCCCAGUGUAGCCCCUUAACUUGAAGUAGGAUUUAAUAUUAUUUUUUUCCUCUAUUGUUUUUCCUUUUAAAGAGUUUAUUAUAGUCAUCUUUUCUUGUGCACACGCUGAAUCAAGCAACGACAUUUCUUUGAGUUUUUAGAUUGUUCAUGUAUGUUCUCAGACUAUGUAAAACUAAUGUUGUUGUUUUUUCUUGGUUGUUUAUCUUUUUGUGUUGAAGUUCUGAUAUUCCAAUAGCAGUUGCAUUUCACAGCCCCCAUCUAGCACAUUUACAGGUUUCCUUUCACACGAGCAAGAAAAGCGAUUGAACCGAGCUUGAAAGGGUGACGUUUUUAAUUCAAGCCUAAAACCGCAAUGAGUGUGUAACUAAAAAAAAAAAAAAAAAUCUUAGUAGCUCUGUUAUAUGUUUAUUGUGAUGUCUUGUUAACCAUGAUUACCUAUUUUUGGCAAUAAGAGGACUACAAUAUUUUCACAGUCCUUUUUUAUAAAUGUCAUUUUUGUUGUCGAUGAAAAGAAAAGAAAAAGCUUUCCUUUUAAUACUUUGUGAAAUGAGAUUUAAAAAGAUACGAUUGUGAAACUGUAAAUAUUCUCUUCACUGCAUCGAACCGUUUCUGAGAGAGAACCAUAUUUUUGUGAUGGUGUCAUAAAGGUUGUACCGUGCGCAAGCCGAAAUAAUGUCAGUGCAAAAAUAUCUUCGAGGCUCGACGCAGUAACUGCGAUCCAUCUGUAGCACAAAAGCCGUGUUUUACCCCAGUACGGACGAAAUCCAAUCAAACACUGUUAUAAUAGCUCGCUUUGUAAAUACCGUUGGCUUUACAACUGUGCAGGUGUCAUACCAGCAGCAUAUGGGAUUAGAUAGUAUGUGCACAGCUUACAAAGAGAAUAUACUUUACAAGGUAUACAUUGUAAAAAAAAAAAAUCACGACAAAAUCCAAAGCACACAUUCGUUUUUUUUGUCUGAUUUUAAACCGUGUCGAGACAUUUCAUAUUAAUGCUACAGUUUGUGUUUAUAGCAUUUUUAUUUUUUCGAUCUUCGUAGUUCGUCCAUGCUUGUCAAGAUUUCUACGUACAUAGAAAGCCUAGAUUCGGAAAAAAACAAAGGCAAUAUUUGAAGUCGCUACGAUUAGAAAAACGAAUAUUUUAUACCAUUACCUCAGUCCUGUGAGAAAUUACUUUAAAGGAGAAUUACAAAUUAAUUUAUUGUAGGCUAAUACAGAUAUUAAAAAGAUAUGAAAGCGUUAAAUCAUUGCACUGUGAGAGAGAUUUUAUCAUUUUCUAUUUGCACAUGUUAACUAAUAGUCUCUAACAUGGGUCACGUGAAGGAUCGCUGUGGAUAACACUUAUUAUAUGAAUCUUGAGUUUUGGCUUGCGUUGAUUUGAAGACUGUGCUAUCGAAUAAUCUCUUUCCAGGGAUUUUAUUAUAUAGAUAGUUUGCCGAUAUCAGAAGACCGAUGCGUUUAUUGGUAGCAAUAGUUCAUUUCCUCAGAAACACUGAAACUGAUUGAAACCAGUAGCUGCUACACACAUUUGUUGUACAUGUGGGGACUGGAUUUUAAUGAGAAACAAAUGGCAUUAAGAAACAUGAAUGAUAUUUACAAAUAUAAAAUGACUGAUGUAUGCUGUUAUUCGAUCUCGCUGAAUAUGUUUUACUUUCGUUUAUUUAAUUCUUUUAAGUUCGUUCGUAUUUGGUUUCACUAAACUAACAGGUGUGAAGCAGAAUGCUGGAUUCUUUCGCGAGAAGGAAACUUUUUUGUGACUUUUUUCUUUAUUGGCCAUUUUUAAGAUUUGCAAGAAGUAAACUUGAUAAAAGUAAUAAUGUUUUCAAAAAAAAGCAAGAAGAGAACUUUGUGCUAACUGUUUGAGCUGUCAAAAAGACAAACGUACAAAAAAAGAAAGAAAGAAAGAAAGAAAGAAAAUCCCGAAAAUGUUUUGAAUUUAAACAGGGAUGGAUUUUUAUCAAUAUUUUUGUGGAUGUUAAUGAUUAUACUAAAUAUAAUGACAAUAAUACAGAUAUUAUGUACUGUAUUUAUCAAUUGUUUAUCUCUUCAUUCCCUAUCACCUCAUUCAGUAAUCUUUCGUUGAUCAUUGUACUUUUAGUAGUGUGUAAAAAAAGAAAAGACAAAAAAAGAGGAAUAUGAAUUUACUUGUAAAUGAGUCUUGAUGCCAGUGUAGUGGUCUAUACACUUCUUGGUUGGUAUUUAUCACAUUUACCCUCUUUCUCACACUCCUUUUGUCUUUCUAUAUCUGUCUCACUCUCUCUCUCUCUCUCUCUCUCUCUUUAGUGAGUAGCUGUAGAUGUAUUGUAUUUAAUGUUAAGGUGUAGAGGUAUUCAUUAGCAAUUGUAGGACCAGUAAGGAUAGAACUUUCUCUUUAUAAUCAUUUAAAGACAAAAAAUGCUGAGCGUUAUUUUCAUAGCAGUUUUUCCACUUCUGUGUUUUUUGUUUUUCCUCCUUUUUUUCGUUCCACUGUUUGCUGGUCUCACAUGGUUUCAACAAACCAAAGCUCUCACUGAUGAAAUCUUGGAGUAAGAAAUUGCUGUAUCAGAAUCAAGGCAUUAAUCAGAUCCCCACCUUUGAAUGUUUUUAAAGGGGUGUGCCAUACUACCUUAAAUGCUAAUGCUAGAUAUGCAAAAUAUGUUACAUUUCAUUUUUUUUAUUUUUAAGAGGAAGAUUUUAUUACGCGAAUGACAAAUUCAUAUUUUUUUAGUAAGUUCUAACAAACUAAUGAUGAUUUAAGCAAAUAAUUAUAGAUACGGAUAAAACUGUAAUAGGUUUUGAUAUUUUUACUCCCAGUGGCUCAUGGUGCUGCUAUUUUUAAAUACUCCUUUUUGAUUUCCUCUGUUUCUGCUUCGAUUAAUACGUAAUUGAGUUUUCACUUGGUACUUGACAAUAAUAUCGUCUCAUAGUCUUUAAUUGCAUUGCCAGCUUUUCAUUUUAAUUCAGCAUUUACAUCUGACAACCGCGGCGGUUUCUAAACUCUAAUGUAGUCUGUUCGGAUGUCACACUAAUUAGCUUGGCAUCACUUAGUGUCAAAUCCAGUGUCAAACCUAUUUAGUCUGAAUCUGUAUUCUCUGAAUCUGUUCUCAGGGAUAUCAAACAUGAGCCAACGUACCACUUUUUUGUUGAAAUCUGGUCUGCAGUACAGUACAACACAGCACAACUUUUGAUGACUGCAUAAAGUUUAUUAAUUAUAUUCAAGCUAAAUUUGAAAUUGCUGUAAAGGUGAUGUAACGCAAGAAAUUUGCACACGAUUUUCUUACUGAAGACAUGAAUUUUAAUACAUGUGCUGCUAAAUGAACUAGAUGGUUAGUUGUACUUAGUUGGACUUGUCUUUCUUAAAAAGGUUCAGCUGCGAGGAGAAACAUAAUGAUUUGAAUUUGAAUUAAACACUAAAUCUCUCAUGCACUACAAUCCUUAAUAUAUCAAAUGAAAGCGCGACUUUGGCCCUUGAUUAAAAUGAACGCUGGCAACCUUUAAAACAGUCUUUCACAUCCGGUUAGCUUACUUUUCGUUUUUCCGUAAUUUGAUCUUGUAGCUUGGACUUUAAGGUAGCAUGGCCCUGUUGCCACCAUUUUGUUUCACAUGGACAGCAGUUUACAGCAGAUGAAUGUUACACAUCUUGCUAGACUAGUUAAAUCAUUGGAUAAUUGUUGGUUUAAAAAAAGAAAAAUGAAAAAAAAAAAGAAACGACCUGGAAGGUGUGGGGGGUUGUUGGGAGUAUACUACCGUAUCCAUUUAAACUUGAAUUUUGCGGCAAGUGCUAGGCAAUGGCCAAAACGAUCAUCCCACUUAAAAAAAUACACACUGUAAUGUUUAUGUACAGUAUAACUUACAUUUAAAAGAUAUAUAUGUAUAGUUUGUAUAUAUCUCUUUGUUAAAAACUGCCUCAUAAAUGCUCACUGAUCAUCAAUGUAGGUGAAUAACGAGUUUCACUGGCUGUCGAGUCGUUUCGCUGUUUGUCCCGUAGCAGGCCAGUAACGGAAGUGUACAGAUGUGUUUGAGGCAAGUUAGUAGUUUAGCCACAGAUUGUUGUUUUGAACGGAUUGUGUUGUGUAAACUUUACAACAACGACGUGUAACGCAAACGGUACAGUUAACAAGGUAUCACUGGGUGCGGAUGGUCUCACAUCUUUAGCAUCACGGCCUCCCAUUUUCUCCCGGGGCUUUGGUCUCACCGAUUGCCUUGCCCAUUCCUAACACUUGCCCAUUGUUUAACGUUAACGGACUUUUUACCGCGAGAACUGACUGAACGGACUGACGUCUGAAAGCAUCUUUCAGGUCUUCUUGUAUGGCUUGCUCAAGCCCUGUUGUAAAAUAAACUAAAGUGGAUGGGGGUCUCUCACAUCUCAGAUGUGGAAAGUAUAAUUUUAUAUUUGUAUUUUCAAAUAAUAACGAUAAUAAUAAAAAAUGUUUGUGAAAGGUUUCCAUCCUCUACUGUGGUCCAGAAAUCAAUGUGUUUGUCUGGAAAAGAUACAAAAAAAUAAUAAAUAAAAUAAAUAAAAGAGUUUUGAACCAUUUCACUCAUGGUUUUAUUUUCAACUUUUUUCAAAGCAAUUGAUGUGUGAUUCUAAAGAAAUGAAUAUACCUGCAAAAGAUUGUAUGCCAGAACAUGCACAAACGAUUAAAAUGCACAAAGUUGAAUACA
Paramisgurnus dabryanus is the source of this 6264-nucleotide messenger RNA. It is a transcript of the gene msi2b, whose product is annotated as musashi RNA-binding protein 2b. Gene Ontology annotation, biological process: regulation of translation; central nervous system development. The record is from RefSeq and is a predicted model, not a curated record. NCBI's taxonomy places the organism in Eukaryota, Metazoa, Chordata, Actinopteri, Cypriniformes, Cobitidae. Gene Ontology annotation, molecular function: mRNA binding. Gene Ontology annotation, cellular component: cytoplasm.